Molecule: messenger RNA, 2127 nt
Organism: Stylonychia lemnae
Lineage: Eukaryota; Ciliophora; Spirotrichea; Sporadotrichida; Oxytrichidae
Source: the annotation of a GenBank genome assembly
AUGGCCAUUUUAAUUGAUGGUUUAUUCAGAGCAAAUGAUCUAGAAGACAUACACAUUUCGACAUCUGUCAUGAACUGGGUUUUCUUUGCUGUUCUCGUGUCAUUCAGUGUCCUCAUUUGGAUGAAAAUAUACUUAGUCUGCUACUUUAUCUGCCCUCUGCUGACAAUUAUCACUUUUUAUUAUUACACCUUUCAGGAUUUUACCUAAACUUUGUAAAUGCUCAAUUUCAAUUUUCUAGGUAAAUUGGAAUCUGAUAAAGCCUUUCAUAAAUGGCUAAAGAUAUUUGAAACUUUCAUUGAGGGAAUAGCUCUAAUUAGGAAUAACUACAUUUUAUAUUCAAAUCAAAACCUUCUACAUAUGCUUGAGAUUUAAACUAAUGAAGAACUGACAAACGAUCCUAAAAAUUUAAAGUUGCAGAGAAAGUUAGUUGCUACUAAGAUUAAACCUUAUUCUUAUGGAAGAGAGAAACCAAAGAACCAAGCUUCAAAUGUUUGGACUUUCCUUGCGAAAAAUGAAAAAGGUGGAACUUUUGAACUCACUUCAAGGUCAGUUCAAUAUGACGAGGAAAAUUCUAGCUCAAAGAAGUAUAUUACACUUAAUCAAGUUAAUGUGAAUGUGGCCGGUGCAAGAGAUAAACUUUUGAUAGUAAGAGAUGUUUCUCAUCUAGUAUAUCUCGAGUAGAUUAUGUAAUCAAAAUAAGACAUGUCAAAGUUCACAGAUAAGCUCAUGAAACAGAUUUAAGAAUACGCAGAACACGCCUUUAAAAAUUUAGAUAAUUUGCAGUAGAAUAUUAAACCACAGGGGAAAUAGGUGCUCUAAGAGGCUUAAAAUGAACUUAAAAAGAUGCUAUUCAGAAUUAAAGACUUUGAAUAGGUGUAUAACGUAUCUGAGAAUAAGUUUGAAUCAGAAAAGAAGCAUUUUAAUAUCAAAUAAUCAAUACAUGAAGUGAUUAAUGUAACCUAAACAGAUCUUAGGAAACGGAGUAUAGAGCUAAGCUUUUUCUAUGAUAAUGAUUUACCCACCAUUACAUUUGGAGAUGCCAUUAAAUUCAAAUAAAUCCUACUAAAUCUUUUAUUGUAAAGUAUAUCAGGUACCUAAAAAGGUAUAGUAAGGAUUAAAGCCGAGAGAUUUUACUAAGACUCUAUGCCUUUCCUUAAAGUAGAGACUGAUAAUUCAAAAUUUAAUUUUCACAAAGAAAAUAACUAAAGAAUUUGGAGAUUCACCUAGUUAUUUGAUUUCCCUAAGCUUAUUGCUGCUAAGGUAGAAAUAAAUUUGAAAAUUGCCAAAAUCCUUUGCAAUGCUCUGAAUUGGAGGAUUGAUUUUAAUGCAUUUAAAGGUAGCAAGUACUCAGUCGCGUUCCCGUUAAUAAAAAGCAAUGUCCUAUUCACUGAGAGUCUAGAAAACUUGGGAAGUUAAUUGCCUAAUUAAAAUAGAAGUUCAACACCAUAACUAGAGGAAUAGUUAGAAAAUAUCACCCCGACAGAGCUACCAAAUUUUUCCACUCCAUCUAAGAUUCGAUAUUCCAGAGAGAUCUUUAAUGAUGCUCAUUAAUUGGAACUAGCAGAGGAAGAUGUUAUAAGAGAGCACAAUGAAGAGGAAGAAGAUGAUGAAGAAUUCGAUUUAGAAGAUUCCAAUUAACUAGUAGUGGAUAAAAGGUUUUAGAGUAAUCACUCUAAAAGUAAAAGAUUUAGCCGUCAAGAAUAUUACCCUGAUCUCUAGAUAUCUGAAUAAACAAAAGUAGAAUGCUGUAAAUCAGUUUUACUCUAUAGCCUCCCAGACUUAUUUGAUUUAUUUAAAGAUUAAGUUGGUAUUAUAUGUGAUGAAGCUUAAAAGGAUGAAACAGCAAUAAAUUUGAUUAGAAAUUCCUAUGGUCCAAAGUCUAAUUGCUCUUGCAUAGGUUAUAAAUACAUUUUCUUUGAUCUAGAUGAUCCAACCAUUGAUUAGAAUGGCUUUAUUUUAAGGAUAAAUAGAUUAAUGGCUGAGUUUGACAAAUUUUCAUAGAUUAUAGGAGUUACUCUAAGAGAGACAAUCACGGCUGAGAAUAUUUGCGGGAAAUUGGCUAUAAACUUUAUACAAAGGCCUCCUUAAAUUGAUUACUUAAAAAGAAUUCUCAUUGAAGAGGAGUGA